This is a messenger RNA of Galeopterus variegatus (Sunda flying lemur), 939 nucleotides long. RefSeq names its product olfactory receptor 2AP1-like. The coding region runs from base 1 to 939 and encodes 312 amino acids. Gene Ontology annotation, molecular function: olfactory receptor activity; G protein-coupled receptor activity. The record is from RefSeq and is a predicted model, not a curated record. The transcript has a single exon. Gene Ontology annotation, biological process: G protein-coupled receptor signaling pathway. Gene Ontology annotation, cellular component: membrane. Lineage: Eukaryota; Metazoa; Chordata; Mammalia; Dermoptera; Cynocephalidae.
AUGGGAAACCAAACACCAGUGGUAGAGUUCAUUCUUCUUGGAUUGACAAAUGAUGUCAGGCUUCAAGCUGUACUUUUCCUUUUUCUGCUACUAACUUAUGUUUUAAGUAUCAUGGGAAACCUGACCAUCAUCAUUCUGACCUUGCUUGAUCAUCACCUCCAGACUCCUAUGUAUUUCUUCCUCCGGAAUUUUUCAUUUUUGGAAAUAUCCUUUACUUCUGUCUUUGUUCCCAAAAUGCUAGUCAAUAUUGGAACUGGAGACAAGACCAUCUCCUUUGGCGGUUGUUUCACUCAGUAUUUUUUUGCAAUUCUUCUAGGAGCAACUGAAUUUUACCUUCUAGCUGCCAUGUCCUAUGACCGCUAUGUGGCCAUUUGCAGACCCCUGCAUUACACAGCUAUGAUGAGCAGGAGGCUUUGCAUUCUACUUGUCCUAUGUUCCUGGUUCUCUGGUUUUUUAGUUGUCAUUGUGCCGCAUAUAAUGACCCUCCAGCUGCCUUUCUGUGCAUCCAACAUCAUCAAUCACUAUUGCUGUGACUAUACUGUAUUGUUGCAUUUAUCCUGUUCAGACACACAUUUGAUAGAAGUAAUUGAGUUUGUCCUUGCUGCAGUGACCCUCAUCUUCACCUUGAUGCUUGUGAUUCUUUCCUACAUGUACAUUAUCAGGACCAUUCUAAGAAUCCCCUCUGCUCAGCAGAGAAGAAAAGCUUUUUCUACAUGUUCUUCUCAUAUGAUUGUGGUCUCACUUUCUUACGGAAGCUGUAUCUUCAUGUAUAUAAAUCCUUCUGUUAAGGAUUCAGAAACUUUUAAUAAGGGAGUGGCUGUUUUAAAUACCUCAGUUGCCCCUCUGUUGAACCCUUUCAUCUAUACUUUAAGGAAUAAGCAAGUGAAAAUAGCCUUCAAAGAUAUGGUCAAUAAGAUAACAAUUUUUUCAAAAAAGUAA